Molecule: messenger RNA, 1619 nt
Organism: Cucumis melo (muskmelon)
Lineage: Eukaryota; Viridiplantae; Streptophyta; Magnoliopsida; Cucurbitales; Cucurbitaceae
Exons: 13
Coding region: 75-902 (275 amino acids)
Source: RefSeq, a predicted model, not a curated record
AAAGCACAAAUUUAAAAGACGAGUUAGUAGCGAGCCAUCAAUUUCUGGGUGAGAACGAGAAGAAAGCGAAGGCAAUGGAAGAACUAAGGAAACUAGAACAAGUACAUUCACUCAUUACAUUAAUGGAGUCCCGCGGAAUCUCCAUGACUUCUUCAUCUUCCUCCAAUCGAUUCAUUGCCAAUUUCGUUCUCCUUUUGGUGCAACCAUGUGGAGAGCUUGACUUUGACGAUAAAUUCGAUUUGGUUUCUGAAUACAUGCCGAAGUUUUCAGAAGAGUUUCUUGGCGAUGUAUCAUUGCUGCUUGGCGAUGGAGACUACAGGGGAAAGGAGAUGGAAAACACUUUACAGCCUUAUUGUGACGAUAAGCUGGAUUUUGGUUUUUCCCAGAACUAUUGUGGGGAAAUGGCUAUGGUUGGCUUGGAUGCAAUGCAGCGUGCAAAUUCCACACUUGAAGAUUUUUUCAGAUCUUAUUUCAUGUUUCACGGAAUGGAUGCAAACAAACCUCAAUCUGUAUUCAAAUACUUUCCCAUUCUGUCAUUUACGGAAAGUUACAUAUAUCAGCUGGACACUUUGAAUGAGAAGAUAGUUUUGGGAGGCUUUGCUUUUGGAGAAUCUCAGGAAACAAAUGAAAAGAGCACUAAGAUUCUAAGUGCUAUCAAAUCUGAUCCACUUCGACCUCUUAUUAAUCUCUUUAAAUCACAUGGCUUAUUGACAGACAGAUUGGUCCAUGAACUAAGAAGUGGAGAGGAGUAUUGGGCCUUGGAAAGGGACCUAUGUGGUGCAUUGGCGAGCAAUGGGAAGGUCUCUAUUGAAGAUGUAAUGCGGGCUAUUCAUCUGAAAUCUUUUGAUUAUAGAGUGUUGAACCUUCUUUUGUAUCAGUUGAGAGGACAGAAGUUUUUGUGAAGGUUAAUGACUUGCACAUGGAAUUUCUAUCAAUCUCAGAAUUGCUAGUUGAGAUAGCUGACGAUUUGUAAGUAUUCUGCCCUCUCUCCUCCUGCUUCCAAGCACUCUGACCAAUCGCCCAUUUUGAGUUCUGCUAAUAGCUUUGCUCGUCUCCUGAAUUGAUGUCUACUAAUAAUUAAUUUGAAUAUAUCAUUUGGCAAGCACAACACUGGUUUCCCUUGAUGCUGGGUUCACUCGUUGACCUUCUGUUAGGUUUGAUUAUGAGGAUGAUGUACUGGAGAAUAAUUUCAAUAUUCUGCGGAUGUUUGUCCGGAUGUAUGGAGCUUCAGCUCCAACAGCGCUGGCAAAAUAUGUGAGCGAGGCUGAGGAAAAGUAUGACAAACUAUUAAAAGCUUUGGAUCCUCAUUUAUCCUCACUUUACCAAAGGAGAUGUGAAGAGGCCACUAAAGAAGGUGGUAAGGUGUCAGCGCAUCGGUUUGGAUCGUGGAGUAUCCCACCUUUGAUACGAGAUGAGGAGUCGUUUCGAGCAUCUGUUAUGUCAAAUAUUCAAACAUAAAAGGAGAUGUAACCUUAGUCUUCCUAAAUAGGAGAUUGUUGGUUCUACUAAUCUUUAUGCAUUCUUUUUUUGAAUUUUUUUUCUUUAUAUGAGUGGUAAGAAAGGAUAUAUAAAUAUGGAUAAUGUUCGGAAUGCACCUAAGUAUUUACUUUUUAUUCAAA